Messenger RNA from Procambarus clarkii (red swamp crayfish), 4962 nucleotides. NCBI's taxonomy places the organism in Eukaryota, Metazoa, Arthropoda, Malacostraca, Decapoda, Cambaridae. The record is from RefSeq and is a predicted model, not a curated record.
CACGCUGAAGUUUAUGAGAAUGGAAGGCCCAAGCUUGGAGGGCUCAUGGAUCCACGACAGGGCUGUUUGGAUAGGAACACCCGCUGCACUACAUGUGCCGGCAACAUGACGGACUGCCCUGGACAUUUUGGUCACUUGGAGCUUGCCAAGCCUGUUUUUCAUGUUGGUUUUUUAACAAAAACGAUGAAGAUUUUAAGAUGUGUGUGCUUCUAUUGCAGCAAACUUCUCUUCAAUGCGCAAUAUCCCAAAAUACGUGAGAUUGUGACAAAGUCCAAAGGGCAGCCCCGAAAGCGACUUCAGCAUGUGUACAAUUUGUGUAAAGGAAAAAUGAUUUGUGAAGGUGAUGAAAUUGAUGUUAACAAGGAUCCAGAUGAUCCCACCAUGGCAAAGAAAGGAUCAGGCCAUGGUGGUUGUGGUCGAUAUCAACCAAACAUUAAACGAGUUGGUUUGGAACUUGUAGCAGAGUGGAAGCAUGUAAAUGAAGAUACCCAAGACCGAAAGCAGAUCCUCACUGCUGAGCGUGUAUAUGAGAUAUUCAAGCAUAUAACAGAUGAGGAAUGCUACUUACUAGGAAUGGAUCCCAAAUAUGCCCGACCUGACUGGAUGAUCAUGACAGUAUUACCUGUGCCACCUUUGCCAGUACGGCCAGCUGUAGUCAUGCAUGGUUCAGCUCGUAAUCAAGAUGACUUGACUCACAAAUUGGCCGAUAUUAUAAAGGCCAACAAUGAACUUGUGCGCAAUGAACAAGCUGGAGCAGCUGCUCACAUCAUAGUGGAAAAUUUGAAGAUGCUUCAGUUUCAUGUGGCUACUUUAACAGAUAAUGAUAUGCCUGGAAUGCCUAGAGCCUUACAGAAAUCUGGAAGACCACUAAAAGCUAUCAAAGCUCGCCUUAAGGGCAAGGAAGGGAGGAUUCGUGGUAACCUCAUGGGAAAACGUGUAGAUUUUUCUGCCAGAACUGUUAUCACUGCAGAUCCCAAUCUACGUAUUGACCAAGUUGGAGUACCUAGAUCCAUUGCCCAGAAUCUUACAUAUCCAGAAAUUGUAACACCAUUCAACAUGACAAAAAUGAUGGAGCUUGUGAAGCGUGGUAACAACCAGUAUCCUGGAGCAAAGUACAUUGUACGUGACAACGGGGCUCGUAUUGAUUUACGCUAUCAUCCAAAGCCAUCUGAUCUCCACCUUCAGUGUGGCUACAAAGUUGAGAGACAUAUCACAGAUGGUGACUUAGUCAUUUUCAAUCGUCAGCCCACUUUGCAUAAAAUGUCUAUGAUGGGACACAGAGUUAAGGUAUUGCCUUGGUCAACCUUCCGAAUGAACUUGUCAGUAACAUCACCAUACAAUGCUGAUUUUGAUGGAGAUGAAAUGAACUUACAUGUGCCCCAGAGUAUGGAGACUAGAGCUGAAAUUGAGAACUUGCACGUGACCCCCCGAAUGAUCAUUACCCCACAGGCCAACAAGCCUGUGAUGGGUAUUGUACAGGACACCCUGACUGCUGUCCGGAAAAUGACCAAGCGAGACGUAUUCUUGGAAAAGUGCGAGAUGAUGAACUUGCUGAUGUUUUUGCCAAUCUGGGAUGGACGCAUGCCCCAGCCAGCCAUCCUCAAGCCCAAGCCAUUAUGGACAGGGAAACAGUUGUUCUCACUCAUCAUUCCUGGUAAUCUUAACCUAGUCAAGACCCAUUCUACCCACCCUGAUGAUGAAGAUGAUGGCCCUUACAAAUGGAUCUCCCCUGGUGAUACAAAGGUCUUGGUGGAGCAUGGAGAGUUGAUCAUGGGCAUUUUGUGCAAGAGAACACUUGGUGCUUCGUCUGGAUCCAUGUUGCACGUUGCCUGGAUGGAAUUGGGACACGAAAUUGCUGGCAGAUUUUAUGGCAACAUCCAGACUGUUGUUAAUAAUUGGCUACUUCUAGAAGGUAUGAGUAUUGGAAUUGGAGAUACUAUCUCUGAUCCUGCUACCUACCGAGUCAUCCAAGACACCAUUCGCAAAGCUAAGGAGGAUGUGAUAGAAGUGAUCCACAAAGCUCACAAUGAUGAACUUGAACCUACUCCUGGUAACACACUCAGGCAGACCUUCGAAAAUCAAGUGAAUCGUAUCCUGAAUGAUGCUCGAGAUAAAACUGGUUUAUCUGCCAAGAAGUCAUUGACAGAAUAUAAUAAUUUAAAGGCUAUGGUGGUAUCUGGUUCUAAAGGUUCCAAUAUUAACAUUUCACAAGUUAUUGCUUGUGUAGGGCAACAGAAUGUUGAAGGGAAGAGAAUUCCAUUUGGCUUCCGUAAGAGAACACUUCCUCACUUCAUCAAGGAUGACUAUGGUCCGGAAUCUAGAGGAUUUGUGGAAAAUUCCUACCUUGCCGGCCUAACUCCCUCUGAAUUUUAUUUCCAUGCUAUGGGUGGUCGUGAGGGUCUCAUUGAUACAGCUGUGAAAACUGCAGAAACAGGAUAUAUCCAGCGACGUUUGAUAAAAGCUAUGGAGAGUGUAAUGGUAAACUAUGAUGGUACAGUGAGAAACAGUGUUAGUCAAGUGAUUCAGCUUAGGUAUGGUGAAGAUGGAUUGGCUGGAGAGUAUGUAGAGUUCCAGAAAAUGCCAACUGUUAAACUAUCAAACCGUCUAUUUGAAGACAAGUAUAGAUUUGAUGUUACCAAUGAGAGAUACCUUCGUAGGCUGUUUAACGAAGACGUUGUUCGAGAAUUGAUUGGAUCGCCCGAGGCUAUCAGUAUCCUUGAAGGAGAAUGGCAGAAACUUCAAGAAGAUCGGUUGGGACUGCGAGAUGUAUUCCCUAAAGGUGAUACCAAAGUGGUGCUACCAUGUAACUUGGAACGCAUGAUCUGGAAUGUGCAGAAGAUUUUCCACAUUAAUAAAAGAACACCAACAGAUUUAUCACCUGUUAGAGUGGUAGAGGGUGUGCGAGACAUGUUGAAUAAAUGCACCAUUGUAACAGGAGAGGAUCGCAUCAGUUUACAGGCUAAUGAAAAUGCCACGUUCUGUUUCCAGUGCUUAGUUAGGUCAACUUUGUGUACUAAGAAAGUAGCUGAAGAAUACAAAUUAACCAGUGAAUCUUUCAACUGGCUUGUUGGUGAAAUUGAGACCAGAUUCCAUCAGGCAAUUGCUGCUCCUGGAGAAAUGGUUGGGGCUUUAGCAGCCCAGUCACUUGGAGAACCUGCUACUCAGAUGACGCUGAACACUUUCCACUUUGCUGGUGUAUCAUCCAAGAAUGUAACAUUGGGUGUGCCAAGGCUGAAGGAAAUUAUCAACAUCAGUAAGAAACCCAAGGCUCCCUCCCUUACAGUGUUUUUGGUUGGAGAUUCAGCUAGGGAUGCUGAGAAAGCCAAGAAUGUGUUGUGUCGUCUGGAACACACAACUUUACGCAAGGUAACAUCCAACACUGCCAUCUACUAUGACCCAGAUCCCCAGAACACUUGUAUUACUGAGGAUCAGGAGUUUGUCAAUGUUUAUUAUGAAAUGCCUGACUUCGAUGUCUCUAGAAUCUCCCCAUGGCUUCUUCGCAUUGAGCUUGAUCGUAAAAAAAUGACAGAUAAGAAGCUGACUAUGGAACAAAUUUCUCAAAAGAUCAACUCUGGCUUUGGUGAUGAUCUUAAUUGCAUCUUUAAUGACGAUAAUGCAGAGAAGCUUGUACUCCGGAUCCGUAUUAUUGUUGGUGACGACAAAUUGGCUGAUGAUGCAGAGGAACAGGUGGACAAGAUGGAAGAUGAUACUUUCCUGCGGUGCAUAGAGGCAAAUAUGCUGAAUGACCUGACUCUGCAGGGUAUUGAAGCCAUCACCAAAGUGUACAUGCAUUUACCCCAGACUGAUGAAAAGAAGCGCAUCAUUGUAAAUGACCAGGGCGAGUUUAAGGCUAUAGCUGAGUGGCUGCUAGAGACUGAUGGAACUGCUCUCAUGAAAGUACUCUCUGAAAGAGAUGUAGAUCCUGUUCGAACCUCCUCUAAUGACAUCUUGGAAGUAUUCGAAGUCCUUGGAAUUGAAGCUGUGCGAAAAUGUAUUGAAAAGGAAAUGAAUGCUGUGCUCAUGUUCUAUGGUCUUUAUGUGAACUACCGUCAUCUUGCCUUGCUUUGUGAUGUUAUGACGAGCAAGGGUCACUUGAUGGCUAUCACACGUCAUGGAAUUAAUAGACAAGAUACUGGUGCACUAAUGAAAUGUUCAUUUGAAGAGUCUGUGGAUGUGCUGAUGGAAGCUGCAUCUUGUGCUGAAGUAGACCCUAUCCGAGGUGUUUCUGAAAACAUUAUGUUAGGACAGCUUCCCAAGAUUGGUUCUGGUUCAUUUGACUUAGUAUUAGAUGAUGCUAAGUGUAAGUUGGGUAUGGAAAUCCCCAUGCCAGGACAAGGCAUGAUGAUGGGUGGAGGAAUCUUUGGAGCAUCAUCACCAUCUUCAGGGAUGACGCCUGCCCAAACCCCUUGGGCUUCAGGAGCAACACCAUCAAUGUCACCCUAUGGUGCAUGGACCCCUGGUGUAGGUAGUGGUAUGACACCAGGUGGGCCAUCUUUCUCUCCAGCUGCAGCUAGUGAGACAACAGGCCUCUCACCAGGAUAUUCUCCAGCUUGGUCUCCACAACCUCGCAGUCCAGUGUCUCCAGGCUGCACGAGUCCAUACAUUCCAAGUCCAGCCAAUGCGCUCUCACCCUCAUACUCUCCCUCAUCACCAGCAUAUCAGCCUACAUCUCCAAGCAUGACUCCAGCUUCACCAGGAUAUUCUCCAACUUCUCCCACCUACAGUCCAACAAGCCCACAAUACUCCCCAACCUCACCGCAGUACUCUCCAACAAGUCCAUCAUAUUCUCCCACAUCACCAUCUUAUAGUCCCACCUCUCCAUCAUACUCUCCAACAUCACCAUCCUAUUCCCCAACUUCACCAUCAUAUUCUCCCACAUCACCAUCAUAUUCUCCCACAUCACCAUCUUACUCUCCCACAUCUCCAUCAUAUUCCCAUAGAUGCUAUGUAUGGUUUAUUUAA